Molecule: messenger RNA, 1622 nt
Organism: Alnus glutinosa
Lineage: Eukaryota; Viridiplantae; Streptophyta; Magnoliopsida; Fagales; Betulaceae
Product: putative disease resistance protein RGA4
Exons: 2
Coding region: 137-1504 (455 amino acids)
Biological process (GO): defense response to other organism
Molecular function (GO): ADP binding
Source: RefSeq, a predicted model, not a curated record
CAAACAAUAAUUGCCGUCCACUCCUUUCUAAUAUUUAUCGAUUACUCAAAACACUUCUUCAUUCUGCCCUUCAAUCAGACACAAGAGUCCAAGACCGCUUGAGUUUUGAGCAUUCCUUCACUCGCCAUCAGGAUCUAUGGCCGAACAACUUCUCCUCGUCCCUGCCCAGCAAAUCGUUGAGACUUUGGGCUCACUGGCUGCCAAUGAGAUCGCAUUGCUCUGGGGUCUCGAAGAUGAGCUUCAAAGCCUGACCGACACCGUUUCAACAAUCAAAGACCUGCUUCUGGAUGCGGAGGAGAAAAAUGCUGCAGGAGACCCAGCAGUUAGACGUUGGCUCGGAAGGCUAGAAGAUGCCAUGUAUGAUGCGGAUGACUUGCUGGAUGCUGUUUCCACUGAAGCUCUACGGAGGGAAAUACUGACCCGUGAUAACAAGGCCAAACAGGUACGCAUUUUCUUUUCCAAAUCAAACCAGCUUCUCUAUCGUCUUAAAAUGGCCCCUAAGAUUAAGGCCAUAAGAAAGAAGUUAGAUGCCAUCGACGCCGAUAGGCAGAGAUUUCAUUUGAAUGUACGCCCUGUGGAGACACGUGUCGGGGGAAACAGGGGUAACACGCAUUAUUUUGUACGUGCGGAAGAAGUUAUUGGUCGAGACGAUGAUAAGAAGGCUGUUAUCCACCGUCUGCUGGACUCCAACGUUGAAGACAAUGUUUCAAUCCUCCCAAUUGUUGCCAUCGGUGGAUUAGGAAAGACUACACUCGCUCAACUCAUUUUCAACGAUGACCAAAUCCAUAAACAUUUUCAGCUCCAAAUGUGGGUGUGUGUAUCUGCUCCAUUCCACGUGAAAAAUAUUGUUGAAAAUAUCUUAGAAGCUGCAACAAAGAAGAAACCAGAACCCGCUGAAAUGAAUACAUUGGUAGCUAAACUUAAAGAAGAAAUCGAUGGAAAGAAAUACUUGCUCGUGUUGGAUGACGUGUGGAAUGAGGAUCAUGGAAAAUGGUCUGAAUUGAAAGUAGUGCUGAUGGGUGGUGCAAGCGGCAGUAGAAUAUUAAUGACUGCACGCAGUGAAAUCGUUGCAAGAAUUAGUGGGACUAUUCAAUCAUAUUUCUUAAAGGGUUUAAAGGAAGACGAGUCAUGGUCUUUAUUGAAGCAAUUGGCAUUUGAGAAAGGACAAGAGCCGGAGGAGACUUCAAGCAUCGUAACAGUUGGGAGGGAGAUACUAAAAAAAUGUUCUGGAGUCCCGUUGGCCAUAAGGACAAUCGGAAGUAUACUACGCUUCAAAAAUUCAGUAGCAGAGUGGUCGUCUUUUAAGGAGAAAGAACUCUCAAAAAUACCUCAGAAUGCAACUGACAUCAUACCAACUCUGAAGUUGAGUUAUGAUCAUCUUCCUUCACAUUUGAAGCACUGCUUUGCGUAUUGUAGUUUGUUUCCAAAAGAUUAUGAGUUUGAUAAAUCAAAACUGAUUCAGCUCUGGAUAGCACAAGGGUUUGUCAAGUCAUGUGAUGAUUAAAACCGAUGCUUGGAGAAAGCUUGAAAAAUUGCCUAAAGACAUGCAAGAAUUAAUCAAUCUCAAGCAUCUUGAGAUGGAUGGAUGUCAACGGUUGACUUUUAUGCCACGUGGAUUGAGG